Conger conger (European conger) is the source of this 3813-nucleotide messenger RNA. RefSeq names its product ubiquitin specific peptidase 22 (gene usp22). Lineage: Eukaryota; Metazoa; Chordata; Actinopteri; Anguilliformes; Congridae. Gene Ontology annotation, molecular function: zinc ion binding; cysteine-type deubiquitinase activity. The record is from RefSeq and is a predicted model, not a curated record. Gene Ontology annotation, biological process: protein deubiquitination. Bases 785 to 2308 code for a protein of 507 amino acids. The transcript has 13 exons.
GCAGAACUCAAAAGGAUCUCCGAGACAAGUUUGUGCGUGGUGUGGGCGCAUCGCUCCGGGACUGCAGCUCGCUUGUCAGGCAGUAAAGCUAACUUUGGAGCCAUCGUCCCAUCACCCAUGUCUACUGUAAAAACUGAAUCGAUCCUGAGGGUCUCGCUUAAUGAGACGAGCCUUAAAUUCUACUUACUGUAAGAAAGGAUAUUGUUGCUGCUGGCUAUUUUUCCUCUGUCUUUCUAUGACUGAGGUUACAACCAGGAUGCAGGAUCCGUGCGGCCAAUUGGAGCUUCUGGGCAUGCGGAAACGCCUUUUGAUUUUUUGAGUGGCGUCUUUUAGCGCCAAUCACGACUGCCAUUGCGUAGCGCGGGAGGCGGUCCUCUGACGAGAAACGGCACCGUGGUAGCCAAUCAGGACGGCCGCCUCCCUGGGUUGGCCAAUCGGAACAAUCGUGGGGCGGGCCUCGUAGGGCUCGCGGUGUUCCGUUGAAUUCCAUUGCCGACCAUUAAAAGAAUCGGGACUAGAGUACUUGUGAACUGGACGUACCAUGGAUCUACCACACAAACGGGGAUAGACGCAGAGGCAGACAUUCUUGAUAAUAAACAAGAUCACGGCAAACGAAUUGCCUACACGGAUUGUCCACCAUUCCCCGUUUGCCCCCUGGAUUUAUGGCGUGGGUGGCUGUGUAGCUAAGUCACUUAAAUCGGACCAAUUUCUGGACAAUUCUCGCGUCUCGGACACGUUUCGUCGUUUUUAAAAAAAAGACAAUAAACUGAAUGUUGUUUCUGUCAUGAGUCCAGCCGGGUGUUCCCAUGUGAACGGUUUUAAGGUGGAUAACUGGAAGCAGAACCUACGAGUGAUAUAUCAGUGCUUUGUGUGGACCGGGACUGCCGAAACCAGGAAACGCAAGGCCAGGUCGUGUAUGUGUCACAUGUGCGGGGCCCACCUGAGCCGGCUGCACUCCUGCCUGCACUGCGUCUACUUCGGCUGCUUCACCCGGAAACACAUCCACGAGCACGCCAAGAACAAACGCCACAACCUGGCGAUAGACUUGUUGUAUGGUGGUAUUUAUUGCUUUGUGUGCCAAGACUACAUUUACGACAAAGACAUGGAACAGAUUGCCAAAGAGGAACAGAGAAAAGCCUGGAAGUUACAAGGCGUAGGGGAGAAGUAUUCAACCUGGGAGCCGACCAAGAGAGAGCUGGAGUUAUUACGGCACAAUCCCAAACGCCGGAAAAUCACCACAAACUGCACAAUCGGUCUGCGGGGGCUGAUAAACUUGGGGAACACCUGCUUCAUGAACUGCAUCGUGCAGGCCCUCACCCACACGCCCCUGCUGAGGGACUUCUUCCUGUCCGACCGGCACAAGUGUGAGAUGCAGUCCAACUCCUGCCUGGUGUGCGAGAUGGCCCAGCUCUUCCAGGAGUUUUAUUCAGGGCAUCGCUCCCCUCACAUCCCGUUCCGGUUGCUGCACCUGGUGUGGACUCACGCGCGCCACCUGGCGGGCUACGAGCAGCAGGACGCCCACGAGUUCCUCAUCGCCGCCCUCGACGUGCUGCACCGCCACUGCAAGGGCGACGACAAUGGGAAGAAGGCCAACAACCCGAACCACUGCAACUGCAUCAUCGACCAAAUCUUCACUGGGGGGCUGCAGUCUGACGUCACCUGCCAAGUGUGCCAGGGCGUCUCCACCACUAUAGACCCGUUCUGGGACAUCUCGCUGGACCUCCCCGGCUCCUCCACCCCCUUCUGGCCCCUCAGCCCUGGGGGCGACGGGGGGGUCGUCAACGGAGAGAGUCAUGUGACCGGCCCCACCACACUCACAGACUGCCUGCGAAGGUUCACCCGGCCGGAGCAUUUAGGAAGCAGUGCCAAAAUCAAGUGCAGCGGUUGCCAUAGUUACCAGGAAUCCACCAAACAGCUGACGAUGAAGAAGCUUCCCAUCGUAGCCUGUUUCCACCUGAAACGGUUUGAGCACUCUGCGAAACUGCGGAAGAAGAUCAGCACGUACGUCUCCUUCCCCCUGGAACUCGACAUGACCCCCUUCAUGGCCUCCAGUAAAGACAGUCGGAUGAAUGGACAAUACCAGCAGUCGGUGGACACGUUAAACAAUGACAAUAAGUAUUCUCUGUUCGCGGUGGUGAAUCACCAGGGCACCCUGGAGAGCGGCCAUUACACCACCUUCAUCCGGCAGCACAAGGACCAGUGGUUCAAGUGUGACGACGCCGUCAUCACCAAGGCCAGCAUCACCGACGUGCUGGACAGUGAGGGGUAUCUGUUGUUCUAUCACAAGCAGUUCCUUGAGUACGAGUAGAAGAGUAUCAUCUUCCUCCUCCUCUUCCUCGUCCUCCCCAGCCCAUAGCCAGGACUUCACCAGUGUCCAGAGCCAGAGAAAGUGGGAGCGUGGAGCUAAAUCUACACAAACUCUACAGAAGAAAAUAAUAAUAAUAAUAAAAGAAAAAUUAUACACAACCUACCUGAAAACAUUUGCUAUUAACGAGAAUUAAUAUGGGAAAGAAAAGAAAACCUAAUCAUGCAAAAAAAAGAAAAAGAAAAAAGAUUAUAUAUAUAUAUAUAUAUAUAUAUAUAUAUAUAUAUAUAUAUAUAUAUAAGCACUGAGCUACCAGCAUCUGCUACAACUGGACAGGAAGUGGACGGAUUGGAGCAGGAAGUGAUGAAGACAUGGGGGGGCUCUGGAGGAGGAAGAGGAGGAGCUUUGUUACUUUUGCCUUCCUGUGGGCGGGGCAGAAUGACGGACAGACAGAUGGACGGACAGCAGAGUUGUGAUGGAAGACAUUCUUUUUUUUUUCUUUUUUUUUCUUUUUUUCCUCCCACCCACCCUGCUGGUUUUGUGUUCAUAUGCACAUGGGUCUGAAUGCAAAAAAAAAACAAAAAACAGAACACAAUGGUAUUAAGAACUUGUUUAUUAUAAAUAUAACAAUUAUUAUUUGUGAAUUUUUUUCGUUAUGAGAUACUGUAUGGAUUCUAUUACACAUCUAUUUUUUAAGAAAAAGAAAACUAAAGAAAAUCCUUGGUUGUUGGGCAAAGGUGGAUAAAACGAAAUGUUGGAGCGCCGUUUCCAUAGAGGCUAUAUCCAUGGACACGGGGGGGCAGUUUUGAGGCCUUGCUCUAAGCAGUGAGGGGGCGUGGCCAGUUCUGAUUGGAGGAUGGGGCUGAAGGGGCAGGGAAUACACAUAUAUAUAUAUUUUUUAAACCGGCUGAUUUCCUGUUUAUGAUUACCUCCGCUCAACCACCACCCUGCCCCCCUCCCUGAGGGUUUUCACUUUGCGUUUGUUGCAGUGUCUGUGUCUGUACCAAUCGCUUAUUCUCUUUCAUCUAUUACCUGCUCCUGGCCCCGAAAUCGAUCGAGAUCCACCAUCUUUAAGGACAUUCCAACCCGUUAAUCAGAAGAAGAUAGAAUCAGAAGUUCCAAACUUUCUGUUGAGCAAGAAAACAGCAGCGCAUCCUUUGUGGAACUACUUUUUUUGGAAAGCCUGACGUAUAGAUGAUCGACCUGUGGAUCCACCUCUCCCCAUCUGCCACGUCUGUAAAUGACCUGUGGAUCCACCUCUCCCCUUCUGCCACGUCUGUAACUGACCUGUGGAUCCACCUCUCCCCAUCUGCCACGUCUGUAACUGACCUGUGGAUCCACCUCUCCCCGUCUGCCACGUCUGUAACUGACGUAGCUUCGAACUUAAGUUUGAAGGAGCGAGGACAUUGCGUUUGCCGAAUUAUUACAAAUUUUUUUUCAUCUUUUCCUGUCCUCUGCCUUUGGGUGGAGAUUGGGGCAGAGGGAUUGGAAUGAGCCUCUGUGCUCCU